UCUGAAGUUGUUUAGGAACACAUCUGUCCGUGGCUCCCUGGGGCAAAUUAAAAUGCUUUAAACCUCAGCCGCAGUUCCAAUUGUGCUCUUCUUUUGUUUUUACAUAAAAACCUGAGCUGUCUAAUAUGAUAAACGCGGAUGAAGUCGCCAAAAUGUGUUACGAGCGUUUUAGCCAGCUGCCCCGGAGAGGGAAGCCCGAGCCGGGCAGAGAGUGGACCCUGCUGGCCGCUGUGGUCCAAAUCACGCAGGUUAAAGGCUCUGACUCAGUUGAGAAGGAAGUCGUUUCCAUGGGAACUGGGACCAAAUGUAUUGGACGGUCAUCUAUGAGUCCCAAUGGUGAUGUGCUUAAUGACAGCCAUGCAGAGGUCAUCGCCCGGAGGGGGUGCAUCAGGUAUUUAAUCCAGGAGCUGCUCCGAGCUGUGAGCGGUCGGGGAAGCGCCGUGUUUUGUCCGUCUGAUCAAGGGAGGUGGAAGCUUCAGCCAGGGGUUUCGUUCCUUCUCUUUACCAGUCACACCCCUUGUGGGGAUGCUUCCAUCAUCCCCAUGAGUGACAGCCCGUCUCAGCCCUGCCCCCCCGUCACAGAUGACUGUGGAAGGACCGAUGGAGGAAGAGACCUGAAAAGGAAAACAGAAGAACCGGGUGGGAGGCAAAACUCAAAGCUCCCACGUCUCGAUGAAACGACAACAGAAGAAGACAGAAAACAGCUGGAAGCCUGGACUGUAGGGAGGAGUCUCAGGCAAAUGGCCUCAGAGGAUCAGGGCAAACCCGUGGCAUCCACAGAGCCAAACCAGAACAUCUGUCCGGGGGUCCCUGACGUCCACAGGACGGGGGCCAAGUGUGUCCCGGGCGGCCCGGCCGACCCUCUGCUCCCCGGGGAGGGAUACCACAGCACAGGGGUGCUCCGGGUGAAACCGGGCCGUGGAGAGCCCACUCUGUCCCUGUCCUGCAGCGACAAAAUGGCCCGCUGGGGUGUGCUGGGCUUCCAGGGCGCGCUGCUGUCCCAUUUCCUGGAGGAGGCCCUGUACUUCAGCGCCGUGGUGGUGGGGAAGUGUCCGUACAGCCGGGAAGCCAUGCACAGAGCUCUGGUCGCAAGGUGCUCCCACGUGUCAGAGCUGCCCGCCGGCUUCUCUGUGUGCCCGCCGGUCCUGCUGCACUCCAGCCUGGAGUUCACCUUCAGCCACAAGCAGACGGAGCGCCAGCACCAGGCCGGCCAGGGACGCGUGUCCCCCUGUGGAGCAGCCAUCAGCUGGUGUAAUGUGGCAGAGCAGCCACUAGAUGUCACUGCUAAUGGCUACAAACAAGGAGUCACUAAGAAGGCCCUGGGCACGCCAAAAGCCAGGUCUCUGCUAUGUAAAGUGGAGCUCUUCCAUUCCUUCCUGUCUCUCGUUUCGGCCACAGAUGCUUCGUCUCUGCCCGACACUCUCAGGCCGGCGGAGCUGCACACCUACUGGGACUACAAGCAGGCGUCCCAGUCCUACCAGCAGGCCUGGCAGCAGCUGCGCCGCCAGGCCUUCCCGCUGUGGCCGCGGGGGGCCAGAGACCUCCUGCUCUUCCGCUGAAAGCCGAGCCGGCAGCAGGAAUGUCCCCCCACGGACCUGGCUCUAGCCCCCCCCGCUCCCCGAACGGGGCCGUCAAAAACCUGCUUUUUCAAGCCGGAGUCGGCCG
Molecule: messenger RNA, 1665 nt
Organism: Menidia menidia (Atlantic silverside)
Lineage: Eukaryota; Metazoa; Chordata; Actinopteri; Atheriniformes; Atherinopsidae
Source: the annotation of a GenBank genome assembly